Molecule: messenger RNA, 675 nt
Organism: Lachancea thermotolerans CBS 6340
Lineage: Eukaryota; Fungi; Ascomycota; Saccharomycetes; Saccharomycetales; Saccharomycetaceae
Gene: RTR2
Product: putative protein-serine/threonine phosphatase
Exons: 1
Coding region: 1-675 (224 amino acids)
Cellular component (GO): cytoplasm; nucleus
Molecular function (GO): RNA polymerase core enzyme binding; RNA polymerase II CTD heptapeptide repeat phosphatase activity
Source: RefSeq, a predicted model, not a curated record
AUGUCGGGCGUUAAUGAUAUCAAGGAACUGGUACUGAAGCCUUAUCAAAGUCAUCGUCAGCUAAGUAUUAAGGAAGCGGAUACAAUCUCGCUGGAGCUAUUAGACUUGUUUAGUCAAUCAAACUGUAAGGAUAAGGAGACAUUGAAGUACAUUGCUAAUUUCUUAACAGUUGAAACAUAUCACGACUUAAUAGAUGAGAGGAAUCUCAACAAGAGGUGCGGAUACCCGGUGUGCAACCGGAGCCAAAAUAGAGUGCGGGAUCCGUAUGGCGGAAAUAUGAUGGCAAAGAAGUUUCUGCAACAAAACAACCCAUAUGCUUAUCUUUCGAGCUACUGCAGCAAGUUCCAUUACAGGUGUUCACAGUUUUACGAGAUCCAGCUAACAGACGAGGCGCUUUUCGUUAGAAUCGGCAUUCAUUUAGAUAAUCAAGAACAAAACGGCUCUCAGAAGCAUGAAAUUACUUUGCUUGAAGACUUGAUGCAAUCAGAGCAGCCCGAUCAGCAGGACCUAAUGUCUAUUGUUAAUGGCAUAGGUCAAUUAAACAUAGAGCAAAGCCAACCUUCAUCAAGGGAAGAGCUGGAGAAGGAUUUAAGCGACUGGCUUUCCCAAAUCAAAAUUGUGGAAAAUGAGAGUCCUUCAAUAAUGGGAGAUAUUCUAAAAGAAGAACCAAGAUGA